UCAUCCAGCGACGUUCUCCCAAACCGCGAGUGGUUGAAGCGCCUGCUCUCAAAAUGGCACCAUCACCCACAAAGAGGAAGGAGGAUGAAAAAACAAAAGACAAAGGCAAAGAAAAGUCUUCUACCAAGGAAGGAGACAAAGAUAGAGGGCGGGAUAAAGUAAGGAAACGCCGGAGUGCUUCCUCUGGCACCAGCAGCAGCAGAUCUAGCUCUUCCUCUAGCAGCAGCUCUGGUUCCAGCUCAGGUUCUUCAAGUGGAUCUAGUUCAUCUGGUUCCAGCCGUUCCGGAUCUUCUAGCUCCCGAUCAUCCUCUUCUUCCAGCUCCUCAGGUUCCCCCAGUCCCAGCCGGAGACGCCACGACAACCGCCGCCGCUCUCGUUCACCCUCAAAAACACAGAAGCGGGGAGACGACAAGGAACGAAGGAAAAGAAGCCCCACCCCCAGGCCAACCAAGGUCCACUUAGGAAGGCUGACCAGGAAUGUAACAAAAGAGCACAUUCAGGAGAUAUUUUCCACUUAUGGUAAAAUCAAAGUGGUUGAGAUGCCAAUGGACAGGCUUCACCCACAUCUGCCCAAGGGCCGUGCUUAUGUUGAGUUUGAGACCCCAGAUGAGGCUGAGAAAGCCCUCAAACACAUGGAUGGAGGCCAGAUUGAUGGACAGGAAAUCACUGCAGCUGCUGUAUUGACUCAACGAGUGCGUCCGCCACCUCGUAGACUGUCUCCUCCUCCCCGCAGAAUGCCCCCACCACCACCAAUGUGGCGCCGCAGUCCACCACGCAUGAGGAGAAGGUCACGCUCGCCAAGGAGACGGUCCCCAGUGCGUCGCCGCUCCCGUUCCCGGUCUCCUGGUCGCAGGCGCCAUCGCUCUCGUUCCAGUUCUAAUUCGUCCAGAUAGACAGAUCUGCAUUUAGAUACCAUGUGGUCUUACAACAGAUAAGCUAAAAUUGUUGCUGUCUGAGACUCAACAGACGUUAAUCUGUUUAGUCAACUGUCUAUAUGGGAAGAGAAAAAGUGCUUUUCUUUUAUUGUGCUUAUUGAUUAUGAAAAACUUGUUUAGUUCUUUUGUCUGUUUUUCAUCUAAGACCUGAUAAUUUUCACUUAAAAUGUGAUUUCUUUUUACUUUGUAUUGGAUUUUUAGACACUGAAAAAUAAAAAAAACUAAUGAAGA
Cololabis saira (Pacific saury) is the source of this 1166-nucleotide messenger RNA. It is a transcript of the gene rnps1, whose product is annotated as RNA binding protein S1, serine-rich domain. The record is from RefSeq and is a predicted model, not a curated record. Gene Ontology annotation, biological process: mRNA splicing, via spliceosome. Bases 54 to 893 code for a protein of 279 amino acids. Gene Ontology annotation, cellular component: cytoplasm; ASAP complex; nucleoplasm. The transcript has 7 exons. Lineage: Eukaryota; Metazoa; Chordata; Actinopteri; Beloniformes; Belonidae. Gene Ontology annotation, molecular function: RNA binding.